GUGACAGUUUGACGGGUCAACGUAAAUAAAUAAAUACCAAACAAACUAGAAAUUGGAAAUUGCCGACUAAAACUUUGUUAUAUCUCUGUAAUUUAUAUUCUAGUUUUCCUAGGAGCCUUAAUUAAGGGUUAAUUGUAGAACAAGACACGAUUUUAAGCAAGUAUAUCUCAAUAGUGAUGAGUUCUGUUACUAAAAAUCUUGAAGUAUGUUGUCGUACUUGCUUGAGAGAACAGGUUGAUACUCUAGAACCUAUGAUUGGUAUAUUUCAGGAAAAUAGUAAUUUAAUUAAUAUUGCUGAACUAAUAUAUUCAAUUACAACUAUCAAGGUUGUAAUGGAGGACCAAUUACCAAAGAAGCUAUGUAAUAUUUGUUACAACUGUUUAUUAAGUUUCAAUGCAUUUAAGAGUGCAGCACUGGAAGCUGAUGCACAGUUACGCGAGCAUGUUUCUAAAACACUCAAUAAAAGUGAUGCGGAUGAAAGCAAUGAUGUUAAAAUUAAACUGGAAAAUGAUUACAAUCAGUAUCAAAUUGAAAUUCAAAUUGGGGAUGACAGUAUUGACUCAGACAUGACAGUUAAGCAUGAAUUAAAUCCAUACAAUGCAGGACCUCCAUAUUCAGACAUAUCUGAUGCCAGCCAACUUGAAGAGUGUCAAACAAAACGCCAAAAAGCUCCAACACUCAAAUGUAAUACUUGCAGUAAAGAGUUUAAAUCACAAAAGAAGCUACAAAUACAUAAACUCAAACAUGCAUACAAUUACACUUGCAAUAUUUGUGCACAAACAUUCAAAUACAAUUAUAGGUAUGUCAAACAUUUGCUCACACAUCGGCAGGGUGCUGAAAAUUCUUAUAAGGAUGAAAUAAACCAUAACACAGAUGAGAUGUUACAAUGUGAUGUUUGUCCAGCUUAUUUCAAGUCUGUAAACUCACUUUCUGCUCAUAAAAGAAAACAUGCUUCUAAAGACCGAGUACUGUCAUGUUCAAUAUGUAGCAAGGUGUUUAAAAAAAUGUCCCAUUUAAAGCGGCAUGAACUAUGUCAUGAGAACAAUCGCCCAUUCAAAUGUUCUCUAUGCCCCAAGACAUUUGUAACGGAGACUAACUUAGCAGAACAUUUAAAUAAACACAAUGGUAUAAAACCUCAUUCCUGUCCUAUCUGUACAAAAUCUUUUGCUCACCUGUCAACGCUAACAAGUCAUAUAAAGAUUCAUACAAGAGAAAAGCCCCACUUAUGUUCUACUUGUGGGAAAAGGUUUGAGACCAGCAAUAACUUGAAUCAGCAUAUGAAAAGGCAUGUUGGACUGAAGACCUUUGCUUGCAAUUUGUGUCCAAGGAAGUUUAUCAGUAAAGGUGAACUGAAGUCCCACAGUACAACCCACACAGGAGUAAAAUCUUACACCUGUGAUCAAUGCAACUCUAAAUUCACGAAGAGAAGUUCUUUAACCAAACACAAGUUGAGGCAUUUAGAUAUCAAACCUUACCAGUGUGAUGCUUGUCCUAUGAAGUUCACAAGUAAAUACCAUCUGAAGCGCCACAACAGGAUCCAUACGGGUGAACGUCCAUAUCGCUGUGAGAUAUGCGAUCGUACUUUCACACAGAGCAACGAUUUGGUCAAGCACACUCGCUCACAUUUGGGAAAUGCUAUGUAUAAAUGUAACGAAUGUACUCAAAGCUUCAGACUCAAAACAGAACUUCGUCAGCAUAUAUCAGAACAUUUCAUCUCUUCUCAACUGCAAGCUUUAAAAGUGAGUUCGGAAAAAACUCAAGCCUUGGUAGAAAAAAAUGAUAGUAUUGUGAAGAUAUCACAGGUCAAUACAGAGGUUGAGAGCAGUCUUUGUCUAGAAGAAGAUACAAUAGAGAAUUGAAGAAGAAAGAUGGUGAAAAUGCUUUUCAUUUUGUGAAUGGUUUUGUUACUUAGGGUGGGUGGCAUCAUGUAACUAUAUCUAUGACCAAAGCAUAAUGAUGAUGUCCUCCUAGCCGAUUACCGGCUACGGCGGCUGUUCUAAUGUAAUGAGAUUAGCCAACAGGACAUAUAAUAGUGCACAACACAGUGCAGACACAGGUGCACUCACUAUUCCUUCAUUCUCUGCUUGCGAUGGAACGGCAAUCCGACACGACCGGAGAGAGAUCAGCCGCAGCACCUACAUUUACGUGGUCCACGUACUUAUGUGUUCCGUAUAAUGAACCAAUAUAACAACUAGUUAUGGGUUGUUUAUCGUUUUCGUCGCUGAUGAAACCCACCCUAUGGAUAUAUUCAAAAAUCACCUAGCGCCCUGCAAAGCUUUAGACUUAUCUUCAUCAUCUACAAAUUGUUAUAUGUUAUUACAACCAGAAUGUUAAUUGUCUGAUGAUGAUUACCCACAUAUAUCUCUGUAUAUGGAAGAAUAGAAAUCGAAGGUAGGUUAAGUUCAUGUUGUAAUAAGACCAUAAAUAUUUUUUGAAACAUUUUCAACUUUUUUACUAUGGAUUAAGAUCGAUUUAUAGAACUUUGUAUUAGAUGUGGUUAUUAUAUGUGGCUUUGUUGAUGGUUAUUUAAUAUUUACGACAAGAAGUAAAUAAAAUUAUACCUAAUAGUGUAAGUUGAGAUACUAUUCUUGGUUGUGACAAAUAUUUUUUAAGCAAUUAACUGGAAUAUUAAGCAAUAACAUGUUUAGAAACAAUAUUUAAAAAUAAAUUAAGUUUUAAUGA
Messenger RNA from Helicoverpa armigera (cotton bollworm), 2682 nucleotides. RefSeq names its product zinc finger protein ZFP2. The transcript is spliced from 5 exons. The record is from RefSeq and is a predicted model, not a curated record. NCBI's taxonomy places the organism in Eukaryota, Metazoa, Arthropoda, Insecta, Lepidoptera, Noctuidae. Gene Ontology annotation, molecular function: zinc ion binding. Bases 177 to 1859 code for a protein of 560 amino acids. Gene Ontology annotation, cellular component: nucleus.